UCAGAUCGCGCGGUGGGUCCCGCUGGGCAUCGAAGGGUUUCCACCGUUCAUUACUGAUCAGUCAGUUGAUUUGUUCAAUUAACUCGAUCGAUUAUUCAACAGAAGAGAAGACAACACGUUUGAAUCGGCCCCGUGUGCCACCGUGUUUCUGUGAAGGAACAUCGGUAACAAUCGAUAUUUCUGUCCGGAAACAUUGGAGUGUGACACAUGACAACAGAAACACGGAAGGAGCAGGAGUCAGCUGACACCGCUCGCGCUGGCUUGGCUGUCAGAUUCUCACUGGGACGAUCACCGUGCGUCAUGGAGGACCAGGAGAUGCAGCUGAAAGUUAGACGAGUGACGGACAAGUUCACAGAGAGCAUGUACGUGCUGGCUAACGAGCCGUCGGUGGCUCUGUACAGACUGCAGGAGCACGUGAGGAGGUCGCUGCCUGAACUGGUGCAGCACAAGACAGAUAUGCAGAGCUGGGAGGAGCAGAGUCAAGGAGCCAUCUACACUGUGGAGUACGCGUGCAGUGCCGUGAAGAGCAUGACCAACAGCAGCAUGUAUUUCAAAAACAUUGAUAGCCUCCUCCGUCAAGCCAUCAGCCUAAAGGAACAGAUAAGCAACUCUCAAGGACGCAGGAAAAGGACCAUUGACUCUGGCGUGCCUAAGGAAGGUGGAGAAAAGCACAACUCUGGGAUGUGACGUGACUUCCUGAGCAGGCAGUUUUGCUUUCUCCAGUCCCUUGCACUGGUACCUCAUGAUUGUGGCUAAAGUGGGGUCAUAAGGACGACACCUCCUCAUCACAAUGGAGCGACUGCCUCCACUGGCCCCAUAGUACAAGCCGCUGAGUGGAACAGAGCACCACAGCGCUGCCAGGUUCAGCAUUAAAAACACUUAAGUCAUGGACGCUGCUCAAAGAAUGCAUUGUUCUCCCUGGACUGGCUGAAUGGACCAGAGAGAAAGCAGCAGAGCUGUUUUUGCCUCUGCUGUUGAAAAUCAACAGUACUGCUAGUGUUUUGGAUGCUAGUUUUCAGUUUUUUUUUUAGUUUGUUGUUGAUAGCUACACACUAUAAGUAGCCUGCAUGUAAAGCUUAAUACACAUUCACAUUGAAAAUACACAGAAGUGUGCUAGAAGGUAACAGCAGGUUCCCAGCUCUUACUUGUGUUUCAGUAUCUAAGUAUAUCUUCAUGUCACAUUGUGCAACUUGUUCUUCAAGAGUGAAUUUAGACUUAAAAACAUGAGAAUCACAUUAUUCACUGUUUUGUUCUUACCUGCUAAGUAGACAGAGACCCCCAGGCAGAAGAGUCCAAUAGCUACAUGUCGAACAGCUCUGCUAUCCAAGAGGAACCAGUCUGCUCUGUUGAAAGAAAUGUCCUAUAUUUGAUGUCAUGCUUCAGAUACAGUUUCUUUCUACUAAACAUUUUAAUUUUUAGAAUUAAUACAUACUGAAAACUUUCUGCAAAAUAUUUUGUUGGGGAUUUUGCACCUUCCUUGCCAUAUAAUCAAACUACUCUGGUUUCUUUUUACUUCUCCCCCAAUAAGUCAUCAUAUCAUCAUAUAAAACAUUUACUUAAUGAUUUGGGUAUGUUACUAGAUGAUUUGUGUAUCUCAUUGCUAUUCACAUUAUCUUGGAAUGUCCCCUCUGUCAGUGGGGAGGUCGAGGGCCAUGCUGUUGGAUUUGUAUACCGACGUGGGAAAGGACCGGCGAGAGGCUGUAUACUGGGUGCAUAAUGAGAGGAAGGCCAUUGUUUGGAUGGGAUUCAUGGGGGUUGUGAGGUGGGGGUCGACCAACAACAUUGCAGUGCGGGCCUCUGCACUCUGACACAUGAGGGCUUUUAUGCUUCUGAGACCGUGUUUUCUUUUAAUGAAACUUAAUAGAGUUGAACUCAGAUAAGGCUGUGGUUUACAGGGGAACAAUUAAAGGAGGAGAAACCUACUAAACAGAUUAAAUGCUGAUUUCAACUAAAAGCAACAGUGUACACUUCCAAUGACUAGAAAUUACAAACUCAUAAAAGAUAAAUUAUUGUUUUGAUAUGCUCUAUA
This is a messenger RNA of Paralichthys olivaceus (Japanese flounder), 2029 nucleotides long. RefSeq names its product Bprotein-1 related complex subunit 8 (gene borcs8). Gene Ontology annotation, cellular component: BORC complex. The record is from RefSeq and is a predicted model, not a curated record. NCBI's taxonomy places the organism in Eukaryota, Metazoa, Chordata, Actinopteri, Pleuronectiformes, Paralichthyidae.